AUGGACUCCACACAAGAGGAACCGGCAAGGAGCCUCCCGACCUUCAAGCCGGGGCCACGGUUCUGGGCGAUUCUCGCGGCCCUGUCGUUCAUCAGCCUUCUCACAUCCCUGGAAGCCACGGUCACGUCGACCGUUCUGCCGUCGAUUGUGGCGGAUCUCGGCGGCGGCGACAACUACAUCUGGGUGUCGAAUGCCUACUUUUUGAGCAUGACUUCGCUGCUGCCCAUGUUCGGGCAACUGGCCAACGUGUUUGGCCGCCGCUGGCCGCUGAUCACGUCCGGCGUGCUCUUCAUGGCCGGCAGUGCCGUCUGCGGGCGCGCCACGUCCAUGACGGCCCUGGUCGCCGGCCGUGCCGUCCAGGGCAUCGGCGGCGCCGGCAUUGGCGUGCUCUGCGAGAUUGUCGUGUGCGAUCUGGUGCCCCUGCGCCAGCGGGGCGCGUACAUGGGCGCCGUGCUCAGCAUGGUCGGCCUGGGUGCCGCGCUGGGCCCCCUGUUUGGCGGGCUGCUGGUGCGGUACAGCACCUGGCGCUGGGCCUUUUAUAUGGCGCUGCCGACGGGCGGCGUGGCCGUGGUGCUGCUGGCGGCGGUGCUGCGCGUCCAGUACGACCGCUCGCAGACCGUGGCCACGAAGCUGGCGAGCCUCGACUGGCUGGGCAGCGUGCUCUUUGUCGGCGGCACGGUCCCCGUCCUCCUUGCUCUAGGCUGGGCCGGCGGCGCCUACCCGUGGUCGUCGUAUCGCGUGCUUGUGCCGCUGCUCGUCGGCCUGGCCACGCUGGGCGUCUUUCUGGCGCUGGAAGGACAGGCGCGCCUGGCGCCGCACCCCAUGGUGCCGCUCCGCCUCUUCCGCCUCCGCACGACCGCCAUUGUGUUUCUGCUCACCUUUGCGCACGGCCUGGUCACCAUGUGGGCGCUCUAUUUUCUGCCCGUCUACUUCCAGGGCGUGCUCGCCUUGGAUGCCUACCGCGCGGGCAUUGCGCUGCUGCCCACCAUUCUGGCGCUUCUCCCGGGCGCCAUCCUCGGCGGCCUCCUGCUGUCCCGGUUGGGACGCUACAGACCCAUCCUGGCCGUCUGCUUUGCGCUCGUCGCCGUCGGCUUCGGCCUGUUCUCGCUGCUCGACGCCGCGUCCAGCACGGCCGCCUGGGUCGGCUUCCAAGUGCUCGAGAGCUUUGGCGCCGGCGUCGGCAUGGCCGCCCUGCUGCCCGCGCUGCUGGCGCCGCUGACGGACAAGGACACGGCGCUGGCCACGGCGACCUGGGGCGUGAUGCGCAGCUUCGGCAUUCUGUGGGGCGUCGCCAUUGCCGGCGCCAUCUACACCAACCGGGCGGCGCAGCUGGCAGCCGCCAUCAUCACAGAUCAAGCGGUGGCCUCCGUCUUCCAAUCCGGCGGGGCAUAUGGGGCGGCCGACGUCCGAUUUCUCGACACACUGUCCCCCGAGACGCGUGCACAGGUCAUCACCGUCCAAAGCGCCGCGCUGCAGCGGUCGUGGCAGGUCGCCAUUGCAUUUGGCGGCCUCGGACUGCUGGCAACAGCAGCCAUGAAGCACGUGCCGCUGCGCGAGCAGAACGACACAGACUUUGGCAUGGUUGAGACGAAGGAGGAACGGGUGUCAAAGGAUGUCCAACAGGCAGAAGGUGUCCGGGCGCGGUCAAAUGGUGGCUGCUGA
This is a messenger RNA of Sporothrix brasiliensis 5110, 1662 nucleotides long. RefSeq names its product Major Facilitator Superfamily protein. Gene Ontology annotation, molecular function: transmembrane transporter activity. Bases 1 to 1662 code for a protein of 553 amino acids. NCBI's taxonomy places the organism in Eukaryota, Fungi, Ascomycota, Sordariomycetes, Ophiostomatales, Ophiostomataceae. Gene Ontology annotation, biological process: transmembrane transport. The transcript has 2 exons. The record is from RefSeq and is a predicted model, not a curated record.